UAUAGGCUUGCAUUUCAACUCAUGCACUCUGCAGUGCAUUGUUUCUACACACACACCUGCGGCCAUUGUAUAACCUCAAAAUCGAGCUGUAUAACUCGAGUUACAGAACUUCGUUAACGUUAAUAAAGUUGUUUUACGAUACGGCGAUAGUGUACUUCCGAUGAGCGCGUGAAAAAACAGCGGAUGCACGUAGAUAAUUACCCGUCAGGAUGGGGCACAAGCAGAAGAUAAAGAUCAGGUGUAAAUGGGAGAAGACUGAAAUGUUGAAAGCGAUAAAUUCAGUCCUGGAGAAAAGAUUGUCGAUGAGAGCAGCUUCCCACGUGUACAAUGUACCUACGUCAACUUUGCUGGCCUGGUGCAAAAGGGCUAGGGCAAGAAACAUUAAAUUGUCGGACAUCAAGAGAGGCUAUUUUCAAAAUGUAUUCACCGAACAACAAGAGAAUCAACUGAAACAGUAUGUCAAGGAAAUGAAACUUUCGUUGUACAAAAUGAACUCGAUUCAACUGCGAAGAAUAGCGUUUCAAUUCGCAGAGAUGAACAAUAUCCCGCACAAAUUCAACAAAGAAUCAGGAUUGGCAGGUUAUCAUUGGUACUCGAAUUUCAUAAAGAGGCAGCGUUUACAGGAGAUAGAAGCUGCGGACCCUCUCAAUGAUAUAAGUCCUCCAAGUAGCGGCGAGAGUUACAAGACAAAAACCUUUCCAGAACUACUCGCUGAUUUACAAAAAGUGUAUAAGUUUCCUGCAAAUCGUAUUUAUAAUAUGAACGCAACAGUUUUGAUUUCUGUUCCUAAUAUGACUACCAAAAUAGUCUGUGAAUCGGAUAAGCAUGAACUACAGAGCGAAUAUAUUACCAUGGUUAACUGUUGCAAUGCAGCAGGUGAUUUUGUGCCCCCUUUGAUGAUUUAUCCAGCUAGUAAAACAGAUCCUGAAUUUAUGAAAGGGUGUCCACAAGGAACUGAAAUUGUAUGUCACCCAUCUGGAUCAUUGCAAAGUGAAAUAUUUCAUCCCACUUGGUUCAAUCACUUUGUUGAUCAUGCAAAGCCAAGCAAAAGAAAACCCGUUCUAUUAUUAUUAAAUGGAAAUGCACUAUGUGCAAAAAAUUUGGAUUUUAUUGAGAAAAUUCGGGAAGUCAACGUGCAUAUUUUGAAUAUUCCAAAAAAGAUUGUGCAUCCUUUAGAAGUUAAUUUUAUUCCGGCUAUGAAGAAUCAUUAUGCUUGUGAACAAAACAAAUGGGUUAGAAAAACUGGGUUAAUCAUCAACUUGAAUAACAUUGGAAAAAUUAUUAAGAGGGCAUAUGAUAAAUCUGCAAUCAGUUCUAAUGCAAUAGAUGCAUUUCAAGCUUCGGGAAUUUAUCCUGUGAACAAAGAAAUUUUAAUACGCACUGCUUGUUUGUCUAAAUCAAGUACAUCAACUACAGACAACUCAGACUAUACAGCAGGUCCAUUAAAUGAUGAAGAUCAAAACAGUGACUUGACUAUUAGAGAUCCUGAUGAUUUCUCUUUCUUUGAUGAUCUCAUAAAUGAAGAAAAUUCCAACACCAGUGGCAGUAAUGUAACAGUUGAUGGUACAAAUAUGCCACUCGAACCAAUUUUUAUAGAUUGCAAAGAGGAGUUUAAUGAGACUGAACCAAAAAGACGAAAAAAUAUUAAAUGAAUACUGUGAUUAGCAUAAUAGUUAUUGAAUAAGUUUAAAAAUACCAUUCUGUAAUAAAAUUGACCAACCACUUUUAUUUUAUAUUAUAACGAAUGCAUAAUUUAAAUUUAACGUGAAGCAAUUAUAAAGCAUAGUACUGUAUUAUUGUGAUUGUAAAUAUGAAACAUAAAAUGUUGGUAAUCAUACCAAGCUUUCAUCAAAAA
This is a messenger RNA of Nasonia vitripennis (jewel wasp), 1855 nucleotides long. RefSeq lists its product as uncharacterized. Gene Ontology annotation, cellular component: nucleus. The record is from RefSeq and is a predicted model, not a curated record. Bases 210 to 1652 code for a protein of 480 amino acids. Gene Ontology annotation, molecular function: DNA binding. The transcript is spliced from 2 exons. Lineage: Eukaryota; Metazoa; Arthropoda; Insecta; Hymenoptera; Pteromalidae.